CUUACAUUCUCUGCUCCUAUAUUCGCUGCCUUUUCCGCAAAUUCUAUUCCGACUACUUAUUCCUUUCCCACACCAUCAACAUGAUCGAACAGUCCAAGGAACUGAGCCGAAUUCAUCCUUUUGGAAAUUCUCAGAACCCACAAUUUGAUUUUAAAAAGGCUUAAUUUCUCUAGUGGAGAAGCCAACAGGGGAGAAAAAAAGAAGCUUUAAGCAUUUGUAAAAUGACUACACGGAUGAUACCCCAACCUCAAGCUCCAUCUUCUUCCUCCAACCACCAAUUCGACAUGGCUUCUCACAACAACAGUCCUUACCUCUCCAUUUCACCAGUUCCUCCAUCCGGCAGGAGGGUUAGUAUAUGUGAUGCCUUGAGCCGAUGUGGGAAAAAGAUCGAAGACCUUGCUGACAACUUUUGGAACCACCUGAAGGUGAGUCCUAGUAUCACUGAAGCUGCAGUGGCAAGGCUUGCUCAAGGGACAAAGCUGCUUGCAGAAGGAGGCCAUGAUAGGUUGUUCCAGCAGACAUUUCAGAUCUUGCCUGGGGAAAAGCUCUUACAUUCAUAUGUUUGCUAUCUAUCGACGUCCUCCGGACCGGUGAUCGGUACUCUUUACAUAUCCACUAAAAGAGUUGCUUUUUGUAGUGAUUAUCCCCUCUGUUACUAUGAUUCACCAGGGUACCAGCAGUGGAUGUAUUAUAAGGUGGUGAUCGAGCUCGAUAAGUUGGCAGCGGUUAAUCCUUCAGCAAACAGAUUGAAGCCAUCUGAAAAGUAUAUUCAUAUGAUCACCAGAGAUGGAUAUGAAUUUUGGUUCUUGGGGUUUAUAUCAUAUGACAAGGCACUCAAGUCUUUGACUGAAGCUUUGCAGCCCAGUCGACAUGCGUUGCGACUGUUCUAAGGAAAUCAGUCGGGUAUUGUUAGUAUAGAGAAAUGACUAUCAGGCCAUUGGAAAUUGCUGAAAUGAUUUGAGGGUCUGUUUGGACACUGCGGUAAUUUGUGUUUGUGUUAUUGAUAUGCUGUAAUAGAUUGGUUUGCAGGAGUAAUGGAAUGUAAUAUAUUGAAUGUGUUGAA
Molecule: messenger RNA, 1063 nt
Organism: Hibiscus syriacus
Lineage: Eukaryota; Viridiplantae; Streptophyta; Magnoliopsida; Malvales; Malvaceae
Product: GEM-like protein 1
Exons: 4
Coding region: 222-890 (222 amino acids)
Source: RefSeq, a predicted model, not a curated record